AUGGCUGCAACGCAGGAGGUUAAUGUCCGGGGAAUGCGUAUCCUCUUCGUGUCCCUGUUGUCCAUCAUAAGCCUCAACAAUGUGGCGGCCAUGCCUAUGCCUCUUAUUGAGCCCUUCCAAACAGUCAACCUUCACGAAGAUAAUGUUGCACAGACCACACUGGCAUUGAUCAAUUGUACCGAUAUGCAAAACGCAAACGGCAACGAAUGUGGCACCUGCAACCUCGUCGAUAUCACCAACGACGGGAACUUAUUCUUCACCGGAAAUCUUGUCAACAACAACUUAUUCAACAAUGGACCCUUUGAUGUGUUCAGAAUAAGUAAUACUUUUCUGACCAAUUCAAACAGGUUCUUCAUCGUGUUCGUCCCAAACCAAGGACAAAACCUUGACUACAGCAUCAUCAGGACGUACAGAAUCGAGGUGCAGUGUCUCGCCACUGACGGCAUCACUGUGAGUCCAAGCCAGAUUCUGGAAGUUGACAUCAUUCCCAACCAGGCUCCUAUCGUGGCCGGCCUUCCUGGAGUGACGGUGACCCUGGACGCUAGGAAUGGUCCAGUGGGCAGUUUGGUAUUUGAUGUUCAAGUGAGCGACAACGAGACCGAUCCCAUUUCAUAUGUGCUGACCGUCGAGCCAUCCACAAUCGACCUCUUCCAGAUCAGUCAACAGGAUGGAAUAAUAUCUGUCAUCAAAGACCUGAGAACGGCAACCGUCACGCCAGUGACAUUAAGAGUCAACGUCAGUGACGGCAACCACGUCGUCGGGCCCCUCACCAUCACUGUCAAUUUUAUCAACAUGAACAGUCGUCCUACAGUGCAGAACCUCCCUCUCAACGUCACCCUCAACGAAGACGCUCCGGCAGGGACAUUGAUUGCGACACUGACCAUAUCUGAUCCAGACAUCUUCCAGACAAUAGCCCCUGUCUUCAACGUCAAUCCUAUUUCAGAGGCAUCCAAGUUCAUAUUCAAUACCGGAACUAAUCAAGUCCGGUUGAACACAGUUGCUACCGGUGCAACUCUCCUGGACGCCGAGUCUGUCAAUAGUGUCAACCUGUCUUUCUCCCUCUUCGACGGCUUCCUCCCCUCCGUCAACGCAUUCAUCUCUCUCACUAUCGCCAGUGUCAAUGAACCGCCGUUCUUCAGCAAACCUGUUCAUUUCUGCACGCUGCUGGAAGGCAAUCAAUUUGGCUCAACGUGUGCUCUCGGUCUGACCAUAAGAGAUCCAGAAGGGGACAUAAUUCUGUCCCCGUUCCUGAAUCCCGCAAACAACAGCAAUCUCUUUUCCCUGGAGAAUGACAACCUCAGAAUAAAUAACAACUAUGUAGUCGACGGUGGUGCCUUCCCCGCAUCAACAACGUUGACGAUAGAGGUAGCGGACGACCAGGGAGCGACAGGAUCCGCUCUCAUUCAGGUGAAUGUUUUAGACCAGAACACCCAGACACCAGACUUUGGGGGCAGUGCCACGUCUGUCGUGAUUACUCAGAACGUGCUGACGCCGCCCACGACGCUGGCAACGCUCACCGCUACCGACGCCGACCUAACCUCUCCCAACAAUGACGUCACCUUACGCCUCCAAAGUAGCGUCAAUUUGGGAAGCAACGUUAUAUUCACUAAUGACGGUCGGAUAACAUAUUUGAACCGCUUCCCCGCUAACAAAGACUGCUCUGAUUGUAGACUGGAAAUUAUAGCGUUUGAUGGAGGAACUCCAGCCCGUACCGCAACGACAACAUACUACGUGAGCUUCGUCACCACCACUACCACUCCUGCUACAACGACCACCACUACAACGACCACGACAACCACAACCACCACGGCAGCUGCUGUAGUUUCUUCAUCUGACGCAUUUUCUACUCCUGCUGGAGCGGCAGUCUUGGGUAUACUGAUCGCCCUCCUGAUCCUUCUGUUGUUGCUGGUGUUGGGUUACUUCCUGUACAGGUACUGUACGUACGGUACAUGUUGCGGCCCAACCGGACCCAAUGGAGCCGGUGCGAUAGGUGGAGGAGGAGGUGGAGGCGGAGGAAUGUGUGGAAACUGCUGUGGCGGACCACAACUACGGACUCCUCCCCCUCAGGACGGGUUCCGGAACAACACCUACAAGGCCUCGGGCGACUACAAGGAUGACUUCUGGAAUAACAAUGAUGGCUAUAUCGACAACAGACCUCGCUCCAUCAAGUCUGUCCGCAUCGGUGGCUUCUCGCCAAGCGGCAACCAGAGGGCGCUCCCGUCAAACCGACCGUAUUAG
Messenger RNA from Haliotis rubra (blacklip abalone), 2238 nucleotides. Its product is annotated as cadherin EGF LAG seven-pass G-type receptor 2-like. Lineage: Eukaryota; Metazoa; Mollusca; Gastropoda; Lepetellida; Haliotidae. The transcript has 10 exons. Gene Ontology annotation, cellular component: membrane. Gene Ontology annotation, biological process: homophilic cell-cell adhesion. The record is from RefSeq and is a predicted model, not a curated record. Gene Ontology annotation, molecular function: calcium ion binding. The coding region runs from base 1 to 2238 and encodes 745 amino acids.